This is a messenger RNA of Vanrija pseudolonga, 624 nucleotides long. RefSeq lists its product as uncharacterized. Bases 47 to 592 code for a protein of 181 amino acids. The transcript has 3 exons. NCBI's taxonomy places the organism in Eukaryota, Fungi, Basidiomycota, Tremellomycetes, Trichosporonales, Trichosporonaceae. The record is from RefSeq and is a predicted model, not a curated record.
CUUCCACUUGCAUCCCAUCCCCCAUCCAACCACCACCACACCAACAAUGGCGACCUCGGCAAACCCAUCAUUCGCAAAGCUCGACCCGUUCACCCAGAUCGUCCUGCACUCGGCCCUCAAGGUGGCCCAGGCGGGGAGCAUGGUGAUCCCGCCCGCGUGGAUCGUGUGGACCGCCGCCCGGCGCAACCCGUUCAGUAUCCGCCGUCUCAUGCGCGUGUCGACCGGUUCAGUCGUGCUUGGCGGCGCAGCGGGCGGAGGGCUCGCGUACAUGCGCUUGCAGAUCGAGCCGAGGGACAAGAUCGAGGACAGGUGUUAUCGCUUGGCCCGUAACCGCUCCCAAGUCCGCGCCGACGACUACUCGGUCAUCGGGUCCGUCCUCGGCGCAAUUAUCUCGCCGACCAUCUUCCUCAACCGCGCCUCGCUGCCCCUGCUCAUUGUCGGCGGCGCGAGUCUCGGCCUCGGCGCGGGUGUCUGGACGCACCUCAUCCAGUCGUUUACUUCUGGUGACGAGGUAGCCCCAGAGGCCAUGGUGCCAGAGAUUGUCGAGGUCACUAACAUUGUUGUGCCGCCUGGAGGUGACAAGAAGGCGUGAUGUACGAGACAAGGCCAUGUAUUCUGUCAGAC